This is a messenger RNA of Motacilla alba alba, 1995 nucleotides long. RefSeq lists its product as uncharacterized. The record is from RefSeq and is a predicted model, not a curated record. NCBI's taxonomy places the organism in Eukaryota, Metazoa, Chordata, Aves, Passeriformes, Motacillidae. The coding region runs from base 995 to 1846 and encodes 283 amino acids. The transcript has 2 exons.
UGAAUUUGGGAAGUUUGCAACUUUUUGGAGCUACUGGAGUUGAGCAAUGGCAAGGAAAGCUUUCCUGAACUGAGGAUUCUUAAAUGCCAGAUUCUUCUGUGCCUUUGCUGUGAAGGUGUUUUUCUGCUGAAGGAAAUGACUUCAAGGAGAAAAUAAUUCCAGCAUGGAGUAAGAGCUUGUGACAGAGACCAAGUGUUGCCAGCAGUUGCUCCAGGUGCUCCUGCCAACAGCCCCUGCAGGGAGGAGCACAGCCCCCAGUGCACGUGGGCUUUGGCUCCCUGUGGCACAGAAGCCCCCCGGGGGCACGGGUCUCUGGGGCAGGAGAUGGGCACCAGCGCUGCCAGGGCUGGGGGUGGCAGCUCUGCUUGGGGGGGACUCUGCCACAGCUGCUGAUGCCAGCGCUGCCCGGGCCCCAGGGCUCAGAGCAGCAUUGGUGCCCUGGCCCACACGUUCCUUGUCCGUGUCACAGCCGCGGGUUCAGGAUGGCCACCAGCUGGGACGUGUCCCAAGGAGGCCGUGCCAGCUUCUGUGGAAGGUCCCGUGCCCUUGCCAGCGCGGCUGCGUCGGCAGCCCUGGGGGCUCCUUCUGCUGCCCUGAGCCCGCAGAGCAGGGCAGCGUUUGCUGAUGGUUUGAGCCGCUCCUAAAGACCCUGUCAGGCUGUCUGAGACACUUGGGGCCAGGGAUUCCUUCCAAGCUGGGCCACUUUGGGUGGGCUGGGGGCAGCCCCAGGGCAGGGGGCAGUGUGUGCAGGGGCCCUUUGUGACACGGUGCAGCACGGUCAGCGUGGCAUGGAACGGGUGUCCAAGGGCCCUUUGUGACACGUGGUGACACAGGAGCUGGCGGUGACAAGACCACGCCACAGUGCUCGGAGCACGCGAAGGGACAGGACGGGACAGAGCGGUGCUGUGAGGAGCCCCCGCACAGCGCACUCGUUCGUGUCUGACCUGCAGCUUUUCCCAGGUGUUAUUCCUGCAGCUCUUUGCCAGAUCCAGCCAUGGCGCGGACACAAGAGCAGGACCCCGCCCGUGGCCUCUUCCGCAGAACAGCGCAGCUGGUCUGCAAAUUGAUCAAGAGAAUUCGGGAGGAAGAGACCAGCACCAUGGGCACUGGGCUCAGAGCAUACUCGCACAUCUUCAAAACCAAGACCAGUGCUGCCCUGCUGGAUAUGCUCGUAGAGGAGGGCUUUUCCAACCCAAAGCAAGUAAGCAGCCUCUGGCCAGGGUUUCAUCCUCCCAGCAAUUGCUUGGCCUCCCAAGCCACGCCCGCUGGUCCCUGUGAGCCUUUGAGGCCAUGGCAGCGUGGUGGGAAGGGAAGCACUUCUCUGGGGAAGCUGGGGACAUUCCUCCCUCUGGCAGCUUUCCAAAUCUCCCCGUGCCUUCUCCAGGUGCCCGCCAUGGUCAGGUACAUCCACCAGUGGCUCAUGGCCAAUCAGUUUGCUGAGCACAGGCUGAACAGGACCCUGCUGGAUCUCACCGAAGCCCAGCCCGCUGACGUACUAAUGACGCUGCUGCGUGUGGCCCCAUCCUGUGACAGGUAUGGGGCCCAGCUGCCCAGAGGGCUCAGGGCUCCCCAGCCCAUCAGCCUGUGCAGCCUGUGCCAGGUGUCUGAGCAACAGAGAGUUCCAGGGCCCUCUGGCUGCUCCCUUUGCCAGCCCUGGCACGGCAGUCCCCAAGCCUGCUGCCAUGCUGCCUCGCUGCCCCUCAGGGGCCUGUCCCCACAGGGCUGGGCUGCUGGCUGCUGCUGGCCAGUGGCAGUGGGCAGAGGCAGAGCUGGCAGCCAGCUCAGGUCCCCGCUGCUGCCCAGGCCACAGUGCUGUGUCCCAGACCCCCCUGAGACAGAGCUUUAACCCCACAGAGCUGCUCUGACCAUGUGGAAGAGCAUCAUGUGCUCGCCCAGGACUGCCGAGCCUGCGCUGCUGGUACUCCUGGAUGUGCUGGGGAGCUGGCAUGAGCACAGCACGGGCACCUCCGAUGGGGACAAAACGGGUGUCUUUGU